CAUGCUCGCGCGAGCAAUCCAACAGUAGGCGCCGUCAGAGGCGGACGCGGAGGCACGGGACUCGCACGCCCCUGCUCUACCCUGCUCCCUCUUCGAAUCUGGUCGCCGAAGUGCUCGAGGAAGCGCUAGAGCUCGGCAUGCUCGCUGGCGAAGCCGGCCCCUUCUCUCCUCCUGAAUCCUGAUGCGAGGGAGGUCCCCCAUCGCCGAUGGAGGCGUACCAGAAAGUGCAGGAGUUCGACUUGUCCAGCGGCGCUGAUUGGAAGACGACCGCCAACGUCCUCUUCACGGUGCCCCCAAGCACAAGGAGUUCGGAUAAAUCUGCUUGCAAGGCUCUGGAUGAUAUAUCCAUUUUCAUCAAUUGCUCAAGGGUGUGGUCAGUUGGAGAAGACAUUACUAUGAUUUUUUUUCAGAGGAUGGCGAAGGAGGUGCAGGGAGCUGACGGCAUAUCCGCGGUGAGUGGUGAUGGAGGAACAGCCGCACACUUGAUGGCUUGGUGCAGGGCGGUGAGGGCGCCGACCAGGAAGGCGAUGCCAUUGCCGGGCGUCGAGGUCGUAGUCCCGGAAGCCGACGAUGCUUCCGUGCGGCGAGGGGAUAAGCCUGGGGAUCUGUUGCUUAUUUUAUGGGAUAUAUGUUAUGUUUUUCUUUGCAUGGCCUGCGUGGUGCGUGAUUGUAGGGGUUUUGGUCGAGCCCGCGUGGAGUCUAUGAUGCGGUGGGGCGGUGGAGCAUGGUCAGUCAACCUUAAUUGUUGGGUGCACACCAGAGACACAUGAGAUAAAGGCUAUCCGUUGGAUUGAGAUUAGUGGGUCUAAUCAUGGGGUUGUAAUGGGUCUGUGUAUGUUUUGUGGGGUGCGUUUAGUGAAGUUCUUGUUGGAUUGUUUAA
Molecule: messenger RNA, 880 nt
Organism: Triticum aestivum (bread wheat)
Lineage: Eukaryota; Viridiplantae; Streptophyta; Magnoliopsida; Poales; Poaceae
Exons: 3
Coding region: 207-770 (187 amino acids)
Source: RefSeq, a predicted model, not a curated record